AAUUCAGCUUCAUGGGGUCUUCUCACUGAACCCCUCCACGCGCUUGUGUUCUUCCACUGUGUUGUUUGCACCUUCCAUCUACCUUCCUGUCAAGGGUGAUGACGAGUCUGAUGUUCCUCGACAUGAUCCUAGACAACGGGUACCAAUGGCAAGUAUAUUGGGAGAUGUUAUGAGGGGAGUAUCACAGCAUGAAAUGGAGACAACUCUGGAACCUUUUAUUCGUAGAGUGGUGCGGGAUGAGGUACAACUCGCAAUUCAACACUUUUAUCACUCAUCUACAAGAUCAAGGGUUUGGCAAUUGGACUUUCAGCAUAUGUUUCCCAAUAAAUUUUUUACUUGCACCAAGGUUGUUUCGGUGGAUGGUGAACCUAUCAAAGUAGUUCUAGUGGACCCCAGCUCCAGAAAGACAAUUACUUCGGGACCUUUAUCUUCAAGGAAGAUUGAAAUUGUCGUUCUUAAUGGUGAAUUUGUUGCUGAUGAAAGAGAGAACUGGAGUGAGGAGGAUUUUAAUCGCAGUAUCAUAACAGAAAGAAAAGGAAAAAGACCGUUGGUGACAGGGGAUCUUAUAAUAACCUUAAAGGAUGGAGUUGCUGAUCUGGACAACAUCUGCUUUACUGAUAAUUCAUGUUGGAUGAGAUGCAGGAAGUUUAGGUUAGGGGCAAGAUUGCAAGGGGGUUCCGCUGAAGUCAGAGAAGCAAGAAGCGAAGCCUUUGUUGUUAAGGAUCAUCGUGGGGAAGCAUACAAGAAGCACCACCCUCCAUUAUUAGAUGAUGAAGUGUGGCGUAUGGAAAAAAUAGCAAAAGAUGGUGAGUACCAUAAGCGAUUAGUGGCGCUUGCUGGAAUAUCCACAGUGAAAGAAUUUCUUCAAAUGUAUGUCACUGAUCCUUCCUCGCUGCGCAAAGUAAUUGGUGGUGACAGUGGCAUUUCAAACAAAAUCUGGGACAAAAUCAUCGAGCACGCUACAACUUGUGUUCUAGAUGAUAAGAUGUACCUGUAUACCGGAGCUGCACAUAGGGUUAUGCUCGUGUUCAAUUCCAUCUGGAAGGUUAUAGGAGCAACCUUUGACGGGCAAAAUUACCAAAAUCUGGAAACUCUAAGCUUUGCUCAAAUGCGGUUGGUAGAAGAAGUGAAACAGCAGGCCUACGAAAAUUUAGAUGAUUUGGUGCCAUUAAGUGAACAGCCUUUUAUCGACCCUGUAACACUACUGCCAGGCCUUCAUGAACCUUUUUACAGUUGUAGCUCUAUACUAGAUGCGAACAACCCAGUUGCAGAUCAAGGCCAUGUUCAUGUGACAACUUCGACACAAUAUGCUUUUGAACCGGGUAAUGGAGGUUCCUUGGAAGUUUCCCGGACAAAUAACUGUCAUCAGGUGCAGGCAUUAUGUCCUACUUUAGUAAACAGUUUCGAGAUGAAAGAUAUUGGCUACGGACUCUAUAAUGAAGGGUACGACACUGAUACUCCAAGUGGAUCGUUGAACUCAGUUUUAAUGACUGGAAAUUCAACCGCUGAUGACAUUUCUAAGGUCCGAAAUUCAACAAGGCAAAGCAAUGAGCUUUUCCUAGCCUCCAGCAGUCAGUCAGCUGACUUUCUUCGAGCUGAUACUGAUCAUCGUACUCCAAGCAAUCAAAGACCGAAGGCAAGGUGGUGUAAGUUACGAGCUGUCAUAACAUGGGGGAUAUUCAUCAGGCGGAAUGUAGCUGCUAAAAGAAGAGCCAAGUCUUUGGGUUUAGAAUAGCUUUACUCAUGUUACAAAAGUUGAGCUGGUAGAAGUAUACUCUGAAGUUCAGUUUUGGAAACAACUUGUACAUAUUUGCAUUUUUGUUUUCCCUUUAACAUUGGGUGCCACUGGAUCUUUUUGUGCUCACAAAGUUUCUUUGUUAAGUAAAUUAUGCUCUUGUAGUAUAAAGUCAGUUCAGUCACCUGUUUUAAUCAGAUUUUAUAAACACAAUUAAUCCAAUAAAAUAUUAAACUCAGAUACCAAAUUCUGAAUUUAUAUAGAUGAUGAUACGAUUAUUAUUGUUACGCCUUA
This is a messenger RNA of Daucus carota subsp. sativus, 2029 nucleotides long. RefSeq names its product calmodulin-binding protein 60 B-like. Gene Ontology annotation, molecular function: DNA-binding transcription factor activity; calmodulin binding; sequence-specific DNA binding. The record is from RefSeq and is a predicted model, not a curated record. Gene Ontology annotation, cellular component: nucleus. Gene Ontology annotation, biological process: regulation of salicylic acid biosynthetic process. The coding region runs from base 146 to 1735 and encodes 529 amino acids. The transcript is spliced from 9 exons. NCBI's taxonomy places the organism in Eukaryota, Viridiplantae, Streptophyta, Magnoliopsida, Apiales, Apiaceae.